AACCCUCCCACUAAAACCUCCCACCAAACCCUCCCACCAAAAAAACCAAUAAUGCCAGCAGCCCCAAUCCUCGCCCUCCCCUCUUCCACCUCCCCCUCAACAUCCCUAACCCCCAACCUCCUCCCCGCCCGCAUAAACCACAACGGCCCCAUACCAAUAUCUCCCCGGCACUGGACCCCCAACUCGACCAGCGCAUUCCGAGGCCGCAAACUCCUAUCUCAAACCCUCCCCGUCCCAAAAAAUUACACGGGAGUGGUGGUGACGACGACGGGGACAACGAUACCUUCCAAGCAAACCGAAGAAGAGGGAGACGGGGCAGGUGAGGAGGGAGCGGAAAUGAGAGAAAUGGAAGAGAUAGGAAAAUUUGAAGAAAUUGUGGUUUGGGGACAUGAGAUGGUACCGGAUAGGAGGGAAGAUGUUUAUUGUAGGGGUUUGGAGGAGUGGGUGGGGUUGGCGGAGAGUGUA
Molecule: messenger RNA, 465 nt
Organism: Pseudocercospora fijiensis CIRAD86
Lineage: Eukaryota; Fungi; Ascomycota; Dothideomycetes; Mycosphaerellales; Mycosphaerellaceae
Exons: 1
Biological process (GO): RNA catabolic process
Cellular component (GO): ribonuclease H2 complex
Source: RefSeq, a predicted model, not a curated record